Erigeron canadensis is the source of this 1378-nucleotide messenger RNA. RefSeq lists its product as uncharacterized. Gene Ontology annotation, molecular function: starch binding. The coding region runs from base 1 to 1167 and encodes 388 amino acids. Gene Ontology annotation, cellular component: membrane. The record is from RefSeq and is a predicted model, not a curated record. NCBI's taxonomy places the organism in Eukaryota, Viridiplantae, Streptophyta, Magnoliopsida, Asterales, Asteraceae. The transcript has 4 exons.
AUGGAAGGCAGCUUGAGCAUGAUGGGUGGUGGUGGUUCUUCAUCAUUAUAUCUGGUUUCUUGCAAACAACAUGAUAAUAAAAACAUGGGGGCCAGGUUUCUUGAUGUGUCACCCCUGCUUCAUCAUCAUUCUGAUCAUCGACGUCAUCGUAACUACUACUACCACUACAACAUCAGCAGCAAAUUAGACGUGGGCUUAACCAAACUACUCCUCUCAAUAUCAUCAUCAUCAUCAUCAUCAUCAGCAAGUAGUGUUUCUUGUUCAUCGCUCAACGGACAACACACAACAGUUGAAGCAGAAACAGAAACGGUUCGCGUGAAAUUCCAGUUACAUAAAGAAUGCUCCUUCGGACAGAACUUUUUGAUAACAGGGGAUGAUCCAGUUUUGGGUUUAUGGGAUCCAAACCAUGCCAUUCCUCUAACAUGGUCAGAAGGUCAUUCAUGGACUAGUGCACAUCUUGACUUACCGAUAGGAAGAUGCAUCAAGUUUAAGUUCAUAUUAAUGCAAGAAAGUGAUGGGGUAAUCGUGUGGCAACCUGGUCCCGAUAGGGUUCUCGAAUGCUUCAAGACUGACAAGACGAUGACUUUGUGUGAAGAUUGGGAAGACCCUGAUUCGCGCAAGAUAAUAAUCGAUGCAAUCGAGCCACCACCACCAGCAUUAAAUCAAGAAAUCCAUAUGGCAGAACCAUUAUUGGCCAGGGCGAAUAAUGACAAUACUGAAGAACCAAAUGUGUCUGCAACAAGUAUGAAAUUGGUAUCAGCUGAUGAAAGGGGGGUGCCUGUUCUUGUACCUGGUUUGAAUCAAUAUCAACUAGAUGAGGAUCCUGUCAUUCAUAAUUUAGCUUCAAAUGAUUAUGAACCCCCAGAAUCCCUUAUUAUUAACGGAUCUGCUAUGCUGGUGUCAACAGAACCUGAUAGGGCUAAGGACCUCAUAUUGCCUGAUGAGUUAGAUUUGAAAGGGGAUGCAUGUACCUCAAAUUUGAAUCCAAGACCCGAGAUAUCAUCCAUACCUGAAAUUCAAGAUUCUAGGGAGAAUGAACAUCAAGAAAGACAGCAAGUAACCGAAGAACAAGUUACAGUACCACCAAGGGAACAUUCACCUCACAACAACGUCAAAUGGGGCCAUAAUGCUGUACAGAAACUCUUCAGCAUUUUUGGCAUUCGAUAGGGCUCCAAAAAACUUGAUCUAUUGUACGUGUGUAUGAGUAUAUCAAAAGUUGUAGAUGAUCAAAACCAUCUUGUACAUACGUACUGCAGCAAGCUGUCAGACAGAAUUUAUAUUAUGCUGCUUUGAAAUUUUGAUACGUAGAUGUAAAUAUCUAAAUUGAUCAUUGUAGUACUGUUUGUUUAUCUCAAUAACAUUUUUAGGUGAAGUAUAA